Molecule: messenger RNA, 12402 nt
Organism: Monopterus albus (swamp eel)
Lineage: Eukaryota; Metazoa; Chordata; Actinopteri; Synbranchiformes; Synbranchidae
Gene: utrn
Product: utrophin
Exons: 78
Coding region: 541-11073 (3510 amino acids)
Biological process (GO): synaptic signaling
Cellular component (GO): plasma membrane
Molecular function (GO): protein binding; zinc ion binding
Source: RefSeq, a predicted model, not a curated record
UAAAGUUGGUGUAAGAAGCAAGGAGAAAGAGUCAAGUAAGCAGCAGGAACAAAGUUGUGGGAUCUGAGUCCACAGUACUAUGGUGCUGACCCGUGAAAUGUAAUAACCAUCUUUCCGUUUAUCAGAGACAGCCUUCCGUGUACUUUGAAGACUACGGUAGAUGUGCUUUUCCUAGCGCUGCAAAAAGGCGUCCUUUAAAGCUUUGUUUGGCACAUUGUGGAGACUGGAUGUACUUGAGGACGGUUCUCUUUAGUUAGCUAACAAGUUAGUUAAUAAAAUAAAAGUACAGUGCCUUGUAGAAAUGCCUUAAAUUAAUUGGAAUUUUGUACUUUUUAAGCUUUAAAACACAUUGAACUUUUAAACUUUAGCUAUUUUUCUUUCUGUUCUCUACGCGUUUUGGACUUGUUUUGAGAGAGCCCGUCUCCCGACUCCCGUGGUGACAGCAGAGGUGCAAAAGGAAGGCUGUUAUACUGGGUUUUGUGAGGUCUGGCACUGUAUCACACAAUUUCAACAAAUCUAGAGUUGGAUUAAUUGACUAUAAUGGCAUCACACGGGGACAUUGCUGAGGGAGGAGCUAAUGAAGAGUUCAAUGAUAUCAUCAAAUGGAGAUCAGAUGAGCAUGAUGCAGUACAGAAGAAAACCUUUACCAAAUGGAUAAAUUCACAGUUCUCCAAGACAGGGAAGAUGCCCAUCACAGAUAUGUUCACUGACCUGAGGGAUGGGAGAAAGCUGCUGGACCUGUUGGAGGGUCUCACUGGCACUCUUCUGACCAGAGAGCGAGGCUCCACCAGAGUACACUCUCUCAACAACGUCAACAAAGUACUUCAAGUCCUGCAUCAAAAUAAAGUGGAUCUGGUAAACAUAGGAGGGACAGAUAUUGUGGAUGGGAACCACAAGCUGACAUUGGGUCUCAUCUGGAGCAUUAUCCUUCACUGGCAGGUGAAAGACAUCAUGAAGGAUGUCAUGUCCAACCUGCAGCAGACCAACAGUGAGAAGAUCUUACUGAGCUGGGUACGCCAGUGCACCCGCUCAUACCCAGACGUCAAUGUGCUGAACUUCACCACUAGCUGGGCUGAUGGCCUGGCUUUCAAUGGCAUCCUGCACCACUUCAGGCCAAACGCUUUCAGCUGGGAUCAGGUUGUGAGAUUAAGCCCUGUGCAAAGACUUGACCAUGCAUUCACUGUUGCCAAAGACCAGCUGGGUAUUGAGAGGCUACUGGAUCCUGAAGACGUGGCGGUUCAGUUACCAGAUAAGAAGUCCAUCAUCAUGUACGUGACGUCGUUGUUUGCUGUGCUGCCCAAAGAUGUGAGCAUGGAGGCAAUCAGAGAAGUGGAGACCCUGCCACGCAAAUUCAAGGUGGAGGCCGAGGACUCAGGUCCAGGCCUCAGUGCUCAGGAAGUGGGCAGCAGUCCUCGGCCCGAGACCCCCAGCAUGCUGACAAAGACAGAGGGGGAGAUGGAGGGCAGCCUGCUGGAAGUGGACUUGGACAGCUACCAGUCUACGCUGGAGGAAGUUUUGACCUGGCUCCUGUCGGCCGAGGAUGCGUUACAGAUUCAGGACGAGGUGUCAGAUGAUGUAGAAGAGGUCAAAGAUCAGUUCCACACACAUGAGGCCUUUAUGAUGGAGCUGACAGCACACCAGAGCAGUGUGGGUAAUGUGCUGCAAGCCGGCAACCAACUGAUUGCCCAGGGAAGCCUGACGGAGGAAGAAGAGGAUGAAAUUCGGGAGCAGAUGAGCCUUCUCAACUCCCGGUGGGAGAGCCUCCGAGUGGCCAGCAUGGACCGUCAGGCCAGGCUCCAUGAAAUCCUGAUGGAUCUCCAGCAGCAGCAGUUGCAGCAGCUUUCUGAUUGGCUGACACAGACUGAAGAUCGAAUCAGAAAGAUAGAGACAGAACCGGCAGCUAAAGACCUGGAUAUCUAUAAAGAACAGAUAGAGCAGCACAAAGAGCUUCAGAAUGACCUGGAGGCAGAGCAGGUGAAGGUCAACUCUCUGACACACAUGGUAGUUGUGGUGGAUGAAAACAGCGGUGAGAGUGCCACUGUUGCCCUGGAGGAGCAGCUACAAUCUUUGGGUGAGCGCUGGGCAGCUGUGUGUCGCUGGACAGAGGAGAGGUGGAACAAGCUGCAGGAUGUUUUUAUGGUAUGGCAGCAGCUUCUGUCAGAUCAGAGUUUGUUCAGAGCGUGGCUGGCAGAAAAAGAGGAGGCUUUGAGUGAAGUACAGACCAGCAACUUUAAAGAUCAGAGUGAAAUGAAUACAAAUAUGCGCCGAUUAGCAAUUUUGAAGGAAGACAUGGAAAAGAAGAGGAGGACUUUGGACCAGCUAUCUGAUGCAGGACAGGAUGUAGUGUCCCUACUGCAGAGCCCUGAAGCAGGAGCCAAGAUCGAAGCAGACACAGAAGAGUUAGCACAUAGGUGGGACAGCCUGGUGCAGAAGCUGGAGGACUGCUCCUUCCAGGUAAUGGAAACUGUGACGGACUCUGGGAUGAUGCAGGUGGAAGAACAGGUUGUCGUGGAAUCAGUUGGUGCGACUGCACCUAUCACUGACCAGGAGCUGGCCCCACCUGCUCCCCCUAAGAAACGACUGGUGGAGACAGAUACAGAAGUCAGACGAAUGUUUGAAAAAAAGCUUUCUAACCUGCUGAGCUGGAUAGAAACAUGGAAGGUGUCUGCUCAGGCGCUGGCCUCCACACACCCAGAGACCACACCUGACACACCAGAGCUGCAGGAGAAACUAAAGGGCUUGGAGUUGGACCUUACAGCAAAGGAAGCCACUGUUAAUCAAGUGAUCCAGGAGGGACGGGGUUUACUGGACCAGUUAGAGAGAGAGGGAGUGUGUGUGGACUCAGUAAGGGCAGAUAUAGACCUGACCCAAACUGAGUGGGCUGUGUGUGCGAGGGAGCUGCAAGCAGCCCGUGAGCAAGUUCACACCCAGAACCGGGUCAGAGCAGUGUCUGCACAGCUGGCAGAUAUGGAUGGGGUCCUGAAGGAGCAGGACCGGUGGCUGGACUCAUCUUCAGCUGUAGAAAGGUGUGAUGAGGCCCAGCUCAGAAACCUGAGCAGAGAAUGUCAGUUCCGAAUUGUCCAGGUCACUGCCUUGAGUCCACAGCUGGAGCAGGUGUCUGCAGAGGCAGGGUCACUGGGAGCCGUGCCCUCUUUGAGAGACAACAUAGUGUUGGUGUCAGCACAUCAUGCCUCCACACUGCAGCGGCUACAGAGCAAAGAACAACAAGUCAAUCAAGCCUUGGUUAGUCUUGAGGCCAGCCAGAUGGUACCGAGCCCGGUGGAGGGUUUGGAGGCCAGGCUGGCCACUCUGAGAGAAGGAGUACUAGACAUUCCUACCACUGAGGGGGCAGUGGAACGGGCACAGGACCUGUGUCUAGAGAUUGAGCAAACACAGCAAGCCUCAGAUCCUGCAGAACUUCAGAGAUGGAGUCAGCUGUCCUCCAGAGCCCGUGAAGAGCUAGGAACACUGCAGUGUGUUCUGGGUACCAUGAAGGACAAUCAGGUGCAUUUGUUGGAAGCUGAACGUUGGCUGGAUGCAGUUCAGGAGCUGUUGUGUCAUGAUGCAACAGGUUUGGGGGACACAGGGAGUUUACAGGAAGAGCUUAACCAGUGCAAGGAGUACGUGAAUGAGAUGGAGUCUGUGGAAGGUUCAUUGAAGCAGAUGGGAGAGAAUGUGAGUGCCAUACAGGAGGCUUCAAUCCCAGGACUGGCUAAGUGGGGGCAGGACAAGUUGGAUGAGUGCCGGGCCAGGUGGGACACACUCAGUAAACAGCUGCUGAGCUAUCAGGAGCACAUGGUAGAAAAUCAGGAGAGGCAGGUGAAUCUGAAGAAGGACUUGGCAGAGAUGCAGGAGUGGAUGGCCCAGGUAGACGAGGAGUUUCUCAUGAGGGACUUUGAGUAUAAGGGUCCGGAGGAGCUGGAGGCAUCGCUGGAGGAGAUGAAGAGGGCUAAAGAGGAUGUGCUACAGAAAGAAGUGAAGGUAAAGAUCCUGAAAGACAGCAUCAACAUACUGGUGCCCAGAUCAUCAGCCCCUGCUGGAGUCAGUGAACGGGAGCUGACCUCAGAGCUAGAGGGGGUACUAGCCAACUACAACAGGCUCUGUGACCGCUUCAAGAGCAAGUGUCAUACUCUGGAGGAGGUUUGGUCCUGUUGGAUGGAGUUGCUUCACUACCUGGACAUGGAGCAGAGCUGGCUCAACACCGUGGAGGAGAAACUCCAAGCUGCUGACAACCUCCCAGAGAGCACUGAGGCCGUCAGUGAGGCCCUGGAGUCAUUGGAGAGUGUACUUCGCCACCCCGGGGACAACCGUACACAAAUCAGAGAGCUGGGUCAGACGCUGAUUGAUGGGGGUAUACUGGAUGAUCUCAUCAGUGAAAAGCUAGAGGCCUUCAAUUCUCGUUAUGAGCAGCUUAACCACCAGGCGGUGAACCGGCAGAUCAGCCUCGAGCAGCAGCUGCAGACACUGAAGGAGAACGGACUGGCGCUCCAGUCGUUGCAGGAGUCUCUGUGCCAGCUGGACCACACGCUCACCUCCUACCUCACUGAUCGCAUAGACGCCUUUCAGUUCCCACAGGAGGCUCAAACCAUCGGGGCAGAGAUUGCAGCCCAUGAGGUAACGGUGGAGGAGAUGAGGAGGAGGAACGUGGCCAACCUGCCUCCAGCCACUGCUGAUGGCAAGGCUGCCCGUGGUGGGACCAUGCUGGACCAGCUACAGAGGAAGCUGAGGGAGAUCUCCACAAAGUACCAGCUGUUCCAGAAGCCUGCUAACUUUGAGCAGCGCAUGUUGGACUGUAAGAGGGUCCUGGACGGAGCCAAGGCUGAGUUGCACAUUCUGGAUGUCAGGGAUGUGGAGCCUGAAAAAAUCCAGUCCCACCUCACUGGAUGCAUGAAAUUAUACAAGUUGCUGAGUGAGGUGAAGCUGGAGGUGGAGACAGUGAUAAAAACGGGCCGUCAGAUUGUGCAGAAACAGCAGACGGAGAACCCCAAGGCCAUGGAUGAGCAGCUUACAGCUCUCAAAUUGCUCUAUAAUGACUUGGGGGCACAGGUAACAGAAGGCAAGCAGGACCUGGAAAAAGCCUUGUCUCUUUCUCAGAAGUUCCAGAAGGAUAGUACUGCCCUGCAGGAGUGGCUGACUGCAAACGAGGCCCAGCUCCAGCAGAAGAACCGCUGUGGAGACAUGCCAGCUGACAUUGAUGCUGAAAUUGCAUGGGCUAAUGGCCUGCUGAAGGAGUCGGAGCGUCGUAAGGUGGACCUGUCGGGCCUGACGGAGACCAGCGCUGGGCUACAGACUCUGGUGGAGGGCAGUGAGGCUCAGCUAGAAGACAAGCUCUGUGGCCUCAAUGAGGCAUGGGGACGCGUUCGCACCUUGACUGAGGACUGGCUUAGUGCUGUGCUGAGUCACCAGAAUGAGGUGGAAAUUUUAGAUGAGAACUUGGCUCAUAUCAGCACCUGGCUCUACCAGACCCAGAUCCACCUGGAAAAUAAAGGGAGAAUGGCCCUGAAGUGUGGAUACAAGAUAGUCAGGAGCAUGUUGGAGGAGCUGGAAGACAUCAGCCUGCGUGUUGACAACGUAAGGGACCAGGCUACCAUCCUCAUGACCAGCAGGGGGCCCGCUUGCCGAGACGUGAUGGAACCCAAACUAUCUGAGCUCACCAGCAACUUUGACAAAGUCUCCCAGGCAAUCAAAACUGCUAAGAUCAUUCACAGCCAGGAGAUCCCAGCACAGCGUCAGACUGGUGAUGCUGAGGCUCUGGUCCCAAGUGAGGUGACGGAUCUUCAGACACAACUCCAGGACACACUGAGGGCUCUGCAGCAGCAAAAGGACCCAGUCAGUGUCCUGGAUGAUGAUAAGAUGGAUGAGGAGAAAGCCAGUGUUGAAGACCUACUGAGAAGAGGAGAAGAGCUGUUCCAGCAAACUUCAGAUGAGGGCCAGAGGGAGGAGUUGAGACUUCUGCUGCUCCGGCUGCAAAGCCAAUAUUCUGCUCACAGGGAACUGAGGGUGCUACGAAUCAGGCAAGUAGGGGCGUCUGUGGAGUCGUCAUCUUCUCACAUCUUCCCAGAACAGAUGAGGGAGGUAUCUGUGGUGCAGCAUAGCAGUGUUUCUUCACUGAGUCCUUCUGACUACCUGUUGGACAUCAGUAAAUUGCUUCUGGCCAUGGCUGAUAAUGAAUUGCUUCUGAACUCCUCUGAGCUCAGCAGGGGGCUCUAUGAAGACUUCUCCACCCAGGAGGACACACUGAGGAACAUUAAAGACAGCCUGGAGUGUCUUGGCGAGCAGAUUACAGGGAUCCAUGAGCGCCAGCCUGAUGCCAUUCGGGAUGCCUCACCUGCAGAAGUGGCACAGGUUGGAGAUGCGCUCACGCAGCUCAAUGCCAAGUGGGACCGCCUCAACCGAAUGUACAACCAACGCAAGGGGAGCUUUGACCGUGCCAUAGAGGAGUGGAGGCAGUUCCACUGUGACAUGAAUGACCUGAGCCAGUGGCUGACUGACACAGAGGCACUGCUGUCUGAGAGCAUUGGCCCUGAUGGCCAGCUGAACUUGGACUCUGCACGACAACACCAAGAGGAGCUGGAGGAAGGCCUUGCCAGUCACCAGCCUGUCCUAGCUGUCCUGACCCGCUCUGGAGAGCACAUAAUCGGGCAGCUGACAUCUCCUGAUGGGCCCUUGCUUGAAGAAAAGUUACACAUUCUGGGUCAGCGUUGGAGAGCUGUCAGCCGCCACGUCCUGGACAGACGGCACAGGCUUGCUGGAGGAGACCCAGCCCUGUCAAACCUGGUGCGGAGACGCGAGAAGCUGGCUGUAUGGCUGGAGCAGGCAGAAAAUGCUGUCAGCUCCUUUCCUGUUACCGCCACUGACAAAAACCUCAAGGAACUCAAGGCCCUUACUGAGGAAAUGGACGCACAGAAUGAACGUCUGGGUUGGUUGAACAAGCAUGCUCCUCAUAUCCUGGCCAGUCCCAGUUUGAGUCCUGAGAUCACAGAGGAGCACAUUUCCAAACAGAGGGCCAUCAACCACAAAUGGAGCAAGGUGACUCAUGAGCUGUUGGACAAGGUGGGGGAGGUGGAGGCCAACCUGCAGAGUCAUGCACAUUUCCAGGACAGGAUGAACAGACUCACUGACUGGGUUGUCGUCACACACCAGACAAUUAUGACGAGAGGCCUGAAUCCUGGCCAAGCACAGGCUCUGGAGACCUCCAUGAUGGACAGGAAGAAGGACUUGGAGGAACUGUUGGCUCAUUCUAUAGAGCUACAGAGACGACAGCAGCUGUUGCCUCAAGAAAAGAGUAAGGUAGAGCAGCUCGCAGCAGAUUGGAAAGCCCUGGAUGGCCGACUAAGGGAGUCUCUCCAGCCACUUGUCUCCCCAUGGACACUGCACCAGCAUGUCGUCCAGCACCAGCAGCUUGUGUCUGCGGUCCCCUCAGCCGUACAGAUGGCGAGCCUGGCAAGCGAGGACCCCCGUCACCAAACCCCACACACGCCAGACGCCGUGGCCCCCACCGACCUCAAUGAGACAGCCACCGAACUGGCAGACUGGCUUCUUCUCAUCAUGCAGAUGCUCAAGUCUAAUAUUGUCACAGUGGGGGACACAGAGGAGAUCAGAGCCACUAUGGGACGUCUUCAGGUGACAAAGAGUGACUUGGAGCAGCGCCACACCCAGUUAGAGGACAUUUUCACCCUGGCACAGAACAUUAAAAACAAGACCUCCAAUCUGGACGUUCGCACAUCCAUUACGGAGAAAUUGGAGAAGGUAUGCAGUCAGUGGGACAGUACCCAGCAUGGUGUUGAGACACGGCUCCAGCAGCUGGAUGACAUGAUUGGCCACAGCAACCAGUGGGAGGAGCAGCGGAAGGAGGUGAAGGCCUUUAUUGGGCACAGUGAAGGACAUUUCCACAGCCUUCUUCAGCAGUCCAGAGAUCCCCUGACUAAACAGCUUGCUGACAGCAAGGCUUUCCUCCAAGACCUGGGCCGAGGCCAAGCUGCUGUUGUGGCCUUCAAUGAGCUGUCCAGUCAUCUUCUGCGGGAGUAUUCUACAGAUGACACCAGGAGGAUCAAGGAGGUCGCAGAUAAACACAGUGCUACCUGGAACAGCAUCAGCAAUAGGGCGAAUGAUCGUCACACCCAGCUGGACAGUGAACUGAAGGGCCUGCAGAUGUCUCUCAGGGAGCUGGAGUCCUUCCUCAAAUGGCUUCAGGAGGCUGAGACUACAGUCAACGUUCUGGCUGAUGCCUCACAGAGGGAAGACCUGUCGCAGGACUCUGCUCACGUGAAGGAGCUGCAGCGACAACUGGAGGACAUCCAGGCUGAGAUUGAUGCCCACAAUGACAUCUACAAGAGUGUGGACGGAAACAAGUCAAAGAUGGUCAAGGCUUUGGGCAGCUCAGAGGAAGCUGUGUUCCUCCAACAUAGACUGGAUGACAUGAACCAACGCUGGAGCGACCUGAAGGCUAAAUCAGCCAACAUCCGAGCCCAUCUUGAGGCGAGUGCUGAGCGCUGGUCGCGUCUGCUGGGACUCCUGGAGGAGCUGUGGAGGUGGAUUUGCAUGAAGGAUGAGGAGCUGGCCAAGCAGAUGCCCAUCGGAGGUGAUGUGCCCACCCUGCUGCAACAGCAGAACCACUGCAUGGCACUAUGGUCAGAACUGAAGGAACGGGAACACUUGGUGAUCAGUACUUUGGACCAGGCCAAGAUGUUUCUUGCUGACCAGCCCAUUGAGGGACCAGGAGAGCCAUGCAAGAACCUGCAGCCAAAAACUGAGCUCACCCCAGAGGAGAAGGCUCGAGGGUUGGCCCGGGACAUCCGCAAGCAGACAGGUGAGGUGAGGGAGCGAUGGGAGCGUCUGAAAGGACACGUGGGCAGCUGGCAGAAUCAGGUGGAGCGAGCAUUGGAGCAACUCCAGGAGCUGCAGAGCUCCAUGGACCAGCUCGACCUGCGGCUGACUCGGGCAGAGGAGGUCAAAGCUACAUGGCAGCCUGUGGGGGAUCUGCUGAUCGACUCCCUGCAGGACCACAUCGACAAGACCAUGGUCUUCAGAGAGGACAUUGCCCCAUUACGUCAGGAUGUACGGAACGUCAAUGAGCUUUCUGCAGAGCUGACGCCACUGGACAUCCAGCUGUCUUCCACUGCCUCCAGACAACUGGACCAGCUCAACAUGAGAUGGAAACUACUACAGGUGGCGGUCGAAGACAGACUGAAGCUGCUUCAGGAAGCCCACCGAGAUUUUGGCCCAUCUUCGCAACAUUUCCUCUCCACUUCUGUCCAGCUACCCUGGCAGCGUGCGGUUUCUCAGAACAAGGUUCCAUAUUACAUCAAUCACCAGACGCAGACAACCUGCUGGGACCAUCCAAAGAUGACAGAACUCUACCAGUCUCUAGCGGACUUAAACAAUGUGAGAUUCUCAGCCUACCGAACAGCCAUGAAGAUCCGCAGACUACAGAAAGCACUGUGCUUGGACUUGCUGGACCUCAGUGUGGCCCAGAACACCUUCGAACAGCACAAACUCAACAACAACAAUCAGCUGUUGUCCGUUCCCGAUGUCAUCAACUGCCUGACAUCCAUCUACGACGGCCUGGAGCAGGAGCACAAAGACCUGGUCAAUGUGCCGCUCUGUGUUGACAUGUGUCUGAACUGGCUGCUCAAUGUUUAUGACACUGGCCGCAGCGGGAAGAUCCGCGUCCUGUCCAUGAAGAUCGGCUUGCUCUCUCUCUCCAAGGGACACCUGGAGGACAAAUACAAACACCUCUUCAGCCAGGUAGCAUCGGCAGGCGACACAUGUGACCCGAGGCAGCUCGGUCUGCUGCUUCAUGAAGCCAUCCAGAUCCCGAGGCAGCUGGGGGAGGUGGCUGCCUUCGGCGGCUCCAACAUCGAGCCCAGUGUCCGCAGCUGCUUCCAGCAUGUGACUAACAAGGUGGAGCUGGAGCCCAGGCAGUUUAUUGAUUGGAUGCGUUUGGAGCCUCAGUCUAUGGUUUGGCUUCCUGUCCUGCACAGAGUUGCUGCUGCAGAGACGGCGAAACAUCAGGCCAAGUGUAACAUCUGCAAGGAGUGUCCCAUUGUUGGCUUCAGGUAUCGCAGUCUGAAGCAUUUCAACUACGAUGUGUGUCAGAGCUGCUUCUUCUCUGGGCGCACCGCCAAAGGCCACAAGCUCAACUACCCCAUGGUGGAGUACUGCACACCAACAACAUCAGGCGAGGACAUGCGCGAUUUCACCAAAGUGCUGAAGAACAAGUUCCGAUCAAAGAAGUACUUUGCCAAGCAUCCUCGGUUAGGCUACCUACCGGUCCAGACAGUUCUAGAGGGCGACAACAUGGAAACCCCCAUCACCCUCAUCAGCAUGUGUCCGGAGCAGUAUGAGCUGUCGCAGACACCCCAGCUCUCUCAUGAUGACACCCAUUCCAGGAUAGAACAGUAUGCCAGCAGGCUGGCCCAGAUGGAGCACUCCAACGGCUCCUUACCCACAGACAGCAGCUCAGCCACAGGAAGCAUGGACGAUGAGCAUGCCCUAAUACUGCAGUACUGUCAGGCGCUGGGAGGAGAAGGCUCUCCCUGCAGUCAGCCCCAGAGUCCUGCCCAGAUCCUCCAGGCUGUGGAGAGGGAGGAGCGAGGAGAGCUGGAGCGGAUAAUCGCUCGUCUGGAGGAGGACCAGAGGACCCUGCAGAGGGAGUAUGAGCAGCUGAAGGAGCAGCACGGCCAACGAGGGGCCCCUGCUGGAAGCCCCUGGGAGUCCGAGGGCCCCUCUUCCCAUCCUGAUGAGGCCGAUCUUCUAGCCGAGGCCAAGCUGCUACGACAACACAAGGGCCGUCUGGAAGCCCGCAUGCACAUCCUGGAGGAACACAACAAACAGCUGGAGUCUCAGCUCCACCGCCUCCGACAGCUAUUGCACCAGCCGGAGAUGGACUCAAGGGUAAAUGGAGUGUCGUCGUCAACUGUGCAUGAUCAAGGAGCACUUACUGAAAACUCAGAUGAGUUGCUGGACUCCUACCACAGUAGCUCUGACCUGGCAGAUGUAAUGGAGCAGAUUAACAACUCCUUUCCUGCAUGCAGUUCCUCAAGCCUCUCCUCAAGACCCCAGGUGAUAUGAGAAUCGUCGCCACAGAGGAUUGCGUGUGCUCGUGUGUGCACAUGAGUGUGUGGCAGCAGUAACCGCUGGAACCAUUCCCGAACCAACAACCCCCCUCGACCGUGAAUCCCAAAGACACACAGGACCAGACAACUUAACUACUUUUACCACCUUGUCUUGUACUAUGCAAACUGUAUAUUUUAUGAACUGUAGAUUGUUCAACAUUUGUCAGUGAUUUGUUUAGAUAUGCAGAUAAGUAUAGUAUAUGGGCACGGGGCUUUGUAUAGUAAAACAAUUUCAGUUUUUCAGAGGGUGGUUUGGGAUUUAUUUUGUUUCUUUUUAAGUUCUGCCCUCACUGGGAAUCAAUCUGUUACAUGUUUUUGUCAUUCCGCUGCUUUGUCCCCAGUUGCUAUUGUCAUUGGAAGUAGCCAGGAGGCUUUGUUUCGUGUGUGGGAGCACUCACAGUUCCUGAGUAAUAACACUGAGUGGCUGAAAGGAUCCUUUCAAAGCUGCAGACUGUCACCUCUCAAAGUACCCGUUUUGUUUUUAAGAUCUGUCUUGUAGCAUGCUUGAUGUCAAGUUCCCCUUUAAAACAUUAAUAUACCGGCAGACUUUGUGUACUCCUCCUGUGCCUAUACAGUUUGUCGUUCCACAUGUGGAAGACAGAGAUAAAUUAAAGUUGAUAGAGAUGUGUGUAAAGAGAGAUGUUUUGAAAAUUAUAGAUUUAAAUCUAAAGUUGUUCUGAAUCUGGGUUUGUAAGAGGUCCGCUGUGAUUAUGUAGAAUAUUUUUAAAAGAUAUAUAAACAGAAAUCAGAGGAAAGCCAUGAUUGCCUUGCUACCUCAGACUCAUAGACACAGUUUUGUUUUUGUGGUUCGUAAACCUGUUUAUUAAAACAGUUGUGGUCAUUUACAGAACAUGAACAACUUGGUUUAGCUAAACUUUAGCUUACUGUAUUGGUGUACACUGCAACGAGGAGAUACCAAGUAAAAUAAAAAAGCUACUAUUACUGUACCACAAUGGGUCUGUGGCCUGCUGAAGCUAGCCAUUUGUUGUGUUACUUUAUCUGUUGUUGGUUUUUCCACUGGCCUUCUAGCACUGGUCCCUCACUGCAUUGUGUUGUUGUGCUAUAUGCUAUCCUGUAAAACUUGUGAGACUGAACAACACUACUAUAACCUCCACUGACUGUAGACGUUUGAUGAUGUGAGUGAUGGUUUUAAUCAUUGCAGUCAUGAUGACGCGUACCACAGCAGAACUGUGUCGCUUCUCCUGAGGUAUGUAAACUAGUUUGACCACACUAUGUGUAAUAUGGCUAUGUUGUUUUAUUCUGAAUAAAAUUUUUAUAAGAUGUA